GGAGAUAAACUUCAGCCUCUCGACACUUCUGAUUGCUUAAAACCUGUUAUAAACAAGGUAUGAAAAUGUUGUUGUUCUUCUUGUUGUGCCUGUUUCUGGGUGCUGUGUCUCCAUCGAAGGAGCAGGAGGUGAAGCUGCAGGAGGUGAAGGAGCAGGAGGUGAAGGAGCAGGAGGUGAAGCUGCAGGAGGUGAAGGAGCAGGAGGUGAAGCUGCAGGAGGUGAAGGAGCAGGAGGUGAAGGAGCAGGAGGUGAAGGAGCAGGAGGUGAAGCUGCAGGAGGUGAAGCUGCAGGAGGUGAAGCUGCCACGAGGCGGUUGUCCCAUGUUCUGGUACAGCUUCAACGGCCGCUGCUACAAGUACGUCGCCACACUGAUGACCUGGGGUGAUGCAGAGCUCAACUGUUUGUCACAAGGAGCCAACCUGGUGUCCAUCCACAGUCGGGGGGAAGAUAAUUUUGUCAAAAUGCUGAUCAGAAACUUUGAUCAUACUGAGGGAUAUACCUGGACUGGACUCAGUGACAUUCAGAAGGAAGGACAUUGGUUUUGGUCUGAUGGCUCAAAUGUCAGCUUUACAGAUUGGGAUAAUUAUAUGCCAGACAAUGGAGGAGGUGGUGAACACUGUGGACACACCAACUAUAUAACAAAUAAGAAGUGGAAUGACAUAGCAUGUUCAAACAGGUUCUCAUCUGUUUGUAAAACUCGUCCAGUUUGUCCAUGAAACAAAACGUUAUUGUGAUCCUUUUCAUCAGAAUCAGGUGUGUUGAUCAAUUACUUGUGAUUGAAAAUAUGUGCUGAUCCACUUAACAUGUGAUAUAGUCAUUUAUGUUUAUGUACUUAAGUCUAUUGAUAAUCGGUCUUCAGACUUAAAGAAUAUUGUAAAAGGAAUUAGGGAAAGGUGACGUUAUUAAACGAUUCAGUUUGUGUCACACCACAGCCAAGCAUGCAUACUAAUAUCUAUAUACAUCAUGUGUAACAAAGGUUGAUUUGACACAUUAAUACUUCCCCAAAAUUAUUGUUGUUUAACUUUAUGUAUAUCAAACUGUUUCUGAACUUUAGUUUUUGAGUGUGUCUACUUGGACAUUGUCUUUUUUGGGGAGGAAACACCCCCAUAAAACGCUCUGUCCCGCUUUAACUUUCACUCUUUUUUUCUGUGAUGUCUUUGGGGAAAGAAAUAAAAUUGCAUAAUUGAA
This is a messenger RNA of Cololabis saira (Pacific saury), 1188 nucleotides long. RefSeq names its product lactose-binding lectin l-2-like. The coding region runs from base 60 to 716 and encodes 218 amino acids. Lineage: Eukaryota; Metazoa; Chordata; Actinopteri; Beloniformes; Belonidae. Gene Ontology annotation, molecular function: signaling receptor activity. The record is from RefSeq and is a predicted model, not a curated record. The transcript has 2 exons.